Microthlaspi erraticum is the source of this 594-nucleotide messenger RNA. NCBI's taxonomy places the organism in Eukaryota, Viridiplantae, Streptophyta, Magnoliopsida, Brassicales, Brassicaceae. The record is from the annotation of a GenBank genome assembly.
AUGGAGGAGCUGAGCCACAAGAAGAGGAGGAUGAACUCCCAUGUACCAAGAGCACUACAAUGCUCUCUUCUCCAUGGACUUUGUGGAACCAAGUACCCUGAUGACACAAUGAAGGCCCUUGGAAUCUUUGAUGAUGUGGAGUUAGUCCUCAAGAACAUGCACUUGGAGGUUCUUCUCUCAUCGCAUGGAAUCCUACAAGGAGCUCACUUGAUUGGGGAUGGAUCACAUUCUUGGCUAAUGGAGUCAAGAGGAUGGUCACCUUUAGGCAGUUGGAGAUCUUGUUUGGCUUCAACUAUGGAGAGGGACCAAUUGUGGAACUUCAAGGAAAGUGAACUCCAGAGGGUUUGGGCUACAAUCGCUGAUGGAGUGUACUCUUCCUCAAGGUCCAAGGCUGCUCAAAUCAGGAGCCCAGUGCUGAGGUAUGUGCACAAGGCACUUGCCAACACCUUCUUUGCAAGGAAGGCAACCGGGACCAUUAACGAGGGGGAACUCAAGUUUCUUGACAUGGGGAUCAAGCCCAUCUCUCACGCACAAGCGAUGGCAAGAGGAUCAGGGGAGAUAGAUCAACACUGGAAACUUGAUGCCUUUCCUUGA